This is a messenger RNA of Cladophialophora carrionii CBS 160.54, 1179 nucleotides long. RefSeq lists its product as uncharacterized. The transcript is spliced from 2 exons. Lineage: Eukaryota; Fungi; Ascomycota; Eurotiomycetes; Chaetothyriales; Herpotrichiellaceae. The record is from RefSeq and is a predicted model, not a curated record. The coding region runs from base 1 to 1179 and encodes 392 amino acids.
AUGCGAGUUGGCGACAUGCCAUCCUCCCUCGCCUGUCUCGUCCUCACUGCUCUCCUCUCGAGACCGGUCAUUGCGGGGUUCCUACCAGACCUACUGCACAGUUUCGAAGACCUCCAAGAUGUUAGAAAGAGAUGCUCGAAUCCAUGCGGAUAUUACGGACAACUAUGCUGUGAAGCCGACGAAGUCUGCUACACUGAUUCCAAUAACCAAGCUCAGUGCGGCGCCGGGACAGCCGCCACCACCGCCGCAGGAGAAUGGCAAUACUACACCACAACCUACGUACAGACGGAUCUCAAGACCGUCACAGAGACUUUCAGUUCAUACAUUCCCGUCACCACACUCAGCUGCUCGUACUCGCUGGGCGAAACCCCUUGCGGCAACGUCUGCUGCCUCUCGGGACAGUUUUGUCAAGCAGCCGGGAUUUGCGCAGCCGUGGGCGGAGGCAGUUCGGGAUACUACAGCAGUCUCUACACCGUGACCACGGUCAUCACCAACACAGCCAGCGCCCCGAUACGACCGACCAGCAACACCCUCGUCACCGUCACGAGCAUUGGAGGCGCAACUACCACACAGCCCUUCGUGACGCCCGUGGGUACGGACGGAAGCAUCAUUGUGGGGACACAGACUGACUCUGGGGGCGGUCUCAGCGGCGGCGCAAUUGCCGGCAUCGUGAUCGGCGUCAUCGUCGGGAUCUUCCUGCUCCUCCUCUUCUGCGCCUGCUGCAUCUUUAAGGGCCUGAUCGACGGGCUGCUGGCGAUCUUUGGGCUCGGGCCAAGAAGAAGGCGCACAACGGAGGAGGAAGUCUACGUCGAAAGGCACUCCCACGGCGGCAGAGGCCGAAGAACCUGGUUCGGCACGAGGCCUGCAAGGUCCGAGGUGGUGGAAGAGAAGAGAAGGAGCGGCUGGGGCACGGCGGGCUGGAUGGCUGCCGGUGUAGGCGCUUUGGCGCUAUGGCUCGGGCUGAAGAGGAAGAACAGGCGCAGCGAUAAGAGCAGCUCGGUAUCCUACGACAGCUCCUACUACACGGAUUCCAGAUUCUCAACGAAAGUUCCUCCGAUCGAAGAACAAGGCGAAGUAGCCGAUCGCGGUCGAGACGAUGAUAGUCACGCUCGGACGUUGAAUGAUCGUCCGAUAAACAAUCUUAUCGUCCUUUCGUUAGCCGAGCAUAUGGAUGCAUGA